Messenger RNA from Selaginella moellendorffii, 1415 nucleotides. Its product is annotated as beta-glucosidase 26. Lineage: Eukaryota; Viridiplantae; Streptophyta; Lycopodiopsida; Selaginellales; Selaginellaceae. Bases 38 to 1411 code for a protein of 457 amino acids. The transcript has 14 exons. The record is from RefSeq and is a predicted model, not a curated record. Gene Ontology annotation, biological process: carbohydrate metabolic process. Gene Ontology annotation, molecular function: beta-glucosidase activity.
UGGGGAGAUUCUGGAGUUUGAUCUCUCCUUGCUCCCAAUGGGCCUCUUGCUUUGCAAUGCGGCAUUCUUUCUUCUAGCUUGGCUCACGAUCUCCGCAAGAGCCGAUCAAACUGGCCUCAGCAGAUGCGACUUUCCGGAAGAUUUCAUAUUCGGCGCCUCAGCAUCGGCGUUCCAGUAUGAAGGCGCUGUGGAUGAAGGCGGGAGAAAGCCCAGCAUCUGGGAUAUCUUUGCUGCGAACCCAAGAAACAUUGCGGAUGGAAGUAGUCCAAACAUCACGGAUGAUCAAUACCAUCACUACAGGGAUGAUGUUCUCCUGCUCAAGAACUUGGGGAUGGAUUCAUACAGGUUCUCAAUCUCCUGGACUCGAGUUUUCCACGACGGUCGCGUGAAUCCCGAAGGGGUUGCGUACUACAACAACUUGAUCGAUGCUCUGCUGGAACACGGAAUCAAGCCUUUUGUCACGAUCUAUCACUGGGAUCUCCCGCAAACUUUGCAAGAUAAGUUUGGAGGAUGGCUUAGCCGAGACAUCGUGGACGAGUAUUUGCGAUUCGCAGACAUUUGCUUCCAGGCCUUCGGCGACCGCGUGAAAAACUGGCUAACUUUCAACGAGCCACACCAGCUGGUAAACGGAGGCUACGUCCAAGGAUACUACCCGUUAGACUCGUUUUGGUAUGAACCAUACUCAAGUCUUCCGAGAGAUAUCGCAGCUGCUCGUAGAGCUCUCGACUUUGAACUUGGAUGGUUCUUGCAUCCAAUUACGUUUGGAGACUAUCCACAGUCGAUGCGUCUCUACGUCGGGGAUCGCUUGCCGGCUUUCACUGUCGAAGAGUCGAGAGAUCUUCGAAACUCCAUGGACUUUGUGGGACUCAAUCACUACACUUCUCGAUACACUCAAGACAAUCCAUGGCCUAGCAACGUUCGUCCCGGCUACGAGAGUGACUCCCAUACACACUUUCUAACUGAAAGAAACGGGAUUUCUAUCGGAGGCACGACUGGGACCUGGCUUUAUGUUGUACCUUGGGGGCUUUACAAUAUACUCAACCACGUCAAGGAGAACUACAACAAUCCUCCGAUUAUCAUCACGGAAAAUGGAUUGGUGGACGUUGCCGAUUCGAACACUUUUAGCGACAGGUUCAUAAAGGAUGAUGCAAGGGUUCAGUUCUAUGAGUCGUAUCUCACGAGCUUGCAGCAAGCCAUCGGAACCGGUGUGGAUGUUCGUGGCUACUAUGCGUGGUCUUUGCUAGACAAUUGGGAGUGGGAUAGCGGAUUUAGCCAGAGAUUUGGUCUCUAUUACGUGGAUUACACAACUUUGAAACGAUACCCGAAACAUUCAGCGCUUUGGUUUAAGCAGUUCCUCUCUAACACAAAAUGUAGCGGUAAGUUUAUCUCUGUGUUUUUGCAACUGACUUAAGCUG